AAUUUUACUAGUUAUACAAAUGGAUAGACAGAGGAACUCAAGAGUCCUAGAGGAGCGCAAAACUCCUUCAUUGAUGAGAUAUGGGACUUCUCCACAGAAGCAGUGCAUCUUCAGGAGCCCCUCUCGGAGCUCUCAACGAGGAAGUCUUCAGAAAAAAGGACAUAAAUUUAAGAAAAAUGUUAGAAAAUACGCUAAAAUUUCGAAAAAAGGACAGAAUAGCUCAGGAGUGCAAGCUCAUCCAGUGAGGUUUGGGUUCAGUGACCAGAAAAUUCAUCGUUUCUGUUCAAAUAAGAAAAUUCCAGAGAAGGUGUUGGGGCUGGCUUCCUUGAACCCAGAAGAUAGCAAGCAAAAUACGUCAACAGCCAAUUACAUGAAUUUCACUGCCAAAUCUGGAAGAGGUGACCCCGAUAUAUGGGAUAUUCACGAAGAAGAUCUCUCUGAAAUUACUAUCCAGGAAGAGCCCCUCCUCAAGAUUAACGAUAUUAGGUCCUUCGAAAGUCGGUUUAAUUUCUCGGAAAAAUAAAGGGCAUAAGCUUCAUCCGGAUGACUUCAACCUGCUUAAAGGAUACAACGGCUCUGUGGGAUACAAGAGCCUCAGAGAGGUAUCUCCAUCAAAGAGGCAUAUUUGCCAAGUAGCUAGUAAAGAUUUUUGAAACAGAAGGAAUAAAUCACCUAGUCCUUCAGAGCAAUCUCCGGUAAAAUAUGGAGUCGGAAACAUCAAAGGCAACAUGAGCUGUGGCCUAUCGACCAAAAAGAGCAGCACAAUGAAGUUGAGACACCUCCUCAGUAAUGAUGACAUGAUACUCUCUAAGUACAAUAAUGUAAGAAAGAUAGAAGAGCAUGAGGAGAUCAAGGAAGAGCAAGAAUUAUCAGAUUCCAAGAAGCGCUCAGAUGAGUCCAAACAGAAGGAUUCUAUGAAUUCUUCUGGAUUACAAAAGAACCCAUUUCUCAAGAGUAAUACGAGUUCACCUUCUUAUCUUGAUAAUGAGACUCCUGACUUUCUUCGAACCUUUUGUAUAAAUAAUAAGAAAGACAUGAGUCAGCCAAGAAAGAAAGCCUGCAUCUUUAAUUUCAAAACUUUGCCUGACAAGCGAAGGAGGAUGCAGUCAGCUCAUAUUUUCUCUAUAAAACCCUAAGCAUAUUAAAUGUUUGAAACCAUA
Messenger RNA from Moneuplotes crassus, 1160 nucleotides. The record is from the annotation of a GenBank genome assembly. Lineage: Eukaryota; Ciliophora; Spirotrichea; Euplotida; Euplotidae.